GUGGGAGAGCCUGACUUCCUACUACCUCGAGAGAGGACACUGAUAGUAGAGUUGAUGAAGAAGAGGCAUCGCGCCUAUGCUUUUAGCGAUGAGGAGCGCGGCAGGUUGGAUGUAGACAAGAUCCCUAUGAUCCGCAUCCAUACCGUGCCACAUGAGCCAUGGAACUUAAGAGGGGCACGAUAUCCUAAUCCUGACGAAGAGAAGAAGGUAGUGGAUUACCUCGAUGGCAAGAUACGCACGCGCGUCGCCGAUUAUUCAAGCGAACCCUACGCGUCCCCGUGGUUUUGUUUCAUCAAACCUAAUGAGACGUUGAGAUGGGUGCAGGAUUUGCAGAGGCUGAAUGCUGUGACUGUGCGGGAUGCAGGAGACUUGCCGAAUGCAGAUGCGAUGUCAGAGUCAUGUGUUGAAAGGUCAAUAAUCUCGCUUAUUGACCUCUAUUCCGGAUAUGACCAGUUUCCGGUCUAUCCACCAGACAGACCGGUAACAGCGAUGCAUAUGCCUCGAGGGCUUAUCCACAUGAAUGUGGCUCCGCAAGGGUGGACGAACGAUGUGGCGAUGGUCCAGAGACAUAUGAUUCGGGCCAUGCAAACAGUUAGUCCGCAUAUUACGCGGCCAUAUAUCGACGACUUGGCAGUGAAAGGGCCAAGGAGAAGAGAGGACGGUGAAGUCCUGCCGGGAGUAAGGCGCUUUAUCUGGAAGCACGUCCAGGACCUUGACAAAAUCAUAGGCUUGCUUGAAGAGUAUAACCUUACGGCUAGUGGAGCCAAGUCCAAGCAUUGCAUGAGGGAAGCUACCAUUUUGGGAUUUGUCUGUAAUGAGAGUGCCCGACGGCCAGACAUUAAGAAAACGGACAAGAUAGUGGAGUGGUCAGUGCCUUUCCACUCGAUAACAGAUGUGAGGAGCUUCCUUGAUGGACGUGCCAUUCGUACGAAGACUAGGCCAGUUUUGGUUAGUUGCAUUGAGGAGUACUACCUGCGCUAUCCUUUUGUCAGGGAGUUCGUGAUGGAUAGAGGAUCGGAGUUUACCUGCCAGGAGGUGCAAGAGUUGUUGUCAAGGUCUGACUUUGCGAAGACAUCCAUGCCAAGAGGAGGGAGGGGGACACGACCGCCACAGAGGCCGUUGGGGGCAUCAAGAGGGUAUGAGCGGCAUAGGUCUCACCACCGAGAGAGCACACCAGUAUACGAUGAUGAGGAUAUUGAGUUGUUCCUGGACGAGUUCUGGGGGUAUGCUGAUCAUAUGGGCUGGACCAUGACCCAGACAAUCGGGAGGUUAAGGGGAGUUGGUAGAUUCGCAGAGCCAAUCGCACAGAUCCGUAGGGAGGCGAGGACGAGGCCAGAGGUGGAGACAAGGAUGCAGGAGUUACGACCAUCACCUGAUGGACCUGAUGGUAGACCUAUCCGCUUGGAGAUUGGGAAUGCAGAGGAGUUCAUCCCCACGUUCGAGCAGUUCAUGCAUAAUCAGGGUAUAUUAAGGGAUGAAUGGGCAAGGACGUUACCCCUAUGGACCCGGAAGGCGGAAAGGACCUUGGCCAGGCAGAUCAGGGACAUGGCCCGAGAUUGGGAGGGCUGCAGAGCGCACUUGAGGGAGGCAUUCCGGCGACCGGAGCCACCUCAACCCAGAGUGAAGAGACGCCUGAGAAGUGGGAGGCAAGGGAACCCUGAGCCCACUGAGGCUGGGCCGUCGCGAAGAGGACGAAAGACGCUCGCCAAGCGAGAAGAGGAGAUGGUACGUGAGACUGAGAGGCGAGGAGCAUACCCUGAGUGCGGAUUGGGACCAAUGGAGUUUCAUCGCUUUACUGAGGGUGGACUGGGAGGAUCUCCACUGCACACACAGGAGGAGAUGCCAGUAUCUGAAGAGCCACUACAAGAGUUGGAGGCACACUUGGACGUCUCACAGUGGAAAGUGCCGCCAGUAAGUGAGGGGCGUGAUGAGCCCGCUGAAGAGGUGCCACAAGAGGAGGUUCAGAACCCUGAGCAUGAGAGGGGACCAAGUACUGAGGGAGGGCGUGUUGAGGAGGAGGUCAUAGAGGUUGAGGAGGAUACUCCCCCUCAGACGCCUGUUGUGGGGCUGAGGCUUAGGAGCCCACCAGAGAGUGCACCCAGCAGAGAAGAGGAAUCAUAGCGAGAGGAGGUCCCACCACCACUGCCAGAGAUGGUCCCGUCGCCAGAAGGAAUGAAAGAAGAAGAGAUUG
Molecule: messenger RNA, 2191 nt
Organism: Chara braunii
Lineage: Eukaryota; Viridiplantae; Streptophyta; Charophyceae; Charales; Characeae
Source: the annotation of a GenBank genome assembly